Molecule: messenger RNA, 7318 nt
Organism: Malurus melanocephalus (red-backed fairy wren)
Lineage: Eukaryota; Metazoa; Chordata; Aves; Passeriformes; Maluridae
Gene: STOX2
Product: storkhead box 2
Exons: 4
Coding region: 512-3292 (926 amino acids)
Biological process (GO): positive regulation of transcription by RNA polymerase II
Cellular component (GO): nucleus; cytoplasm
Molecular function (GO): DNA-binding transcription activator activity, RNA polymerase II-specific; RNA polymerase II transcription regulatory region sequence-specific DNA binding
Source: RefSeq, a predicted model, not a curated record
GCYGAGAGCUGCCGCCUCCUCCCCCGCGCCGGGCGCGCCGCGGUCGGGGUCGCAGCCGGCGGCCGCGGGAUUUUCCUCGUUUGUUUGGGCCUUUUGUGUCGGAGCUCACAGUUGGCUAAGCACGGCUGGGCUGAAUUGGGCCAUUGUUCGGGACCCCCGAGCUCCCACGCUGCACAUCUCUCGUCCCCAGCCCCUUUCAGCCCCCCUUCCUCCCAAUUCCUUUUUUUGCCUGAGAAGCCACAUAACGUGCCUUUCCUCCACGCAAAUCUGGGAACUAUAAGCCGGACCGAUUGCAAAUGAAGUGUAAUGCAUUGUGGGACGUGUGUAAAAUUGGAUCAUUCGAGGGGGAAAAAAAAAAAAAAGGAAGGGACCUGCGGCUGGCGCCCUAGAAGAGGGAGCGGCGAGAUGCGCGCAGGUUGCGCCCCGGCGGUGCCCGCGCUAGGCUGAUGCCCGGCAGCGCGCACCCCUGACCCAUGCUGCGGCGGGAGGAGUAGGCUUGGGCAUCCUCAGGAUGAAGAAGACGCGGAGUACGACCUUGCGGCGGGCCUGGCCUAGCUCCGACUUCUCCGACCGGGCCUCAGACCGCAUGAGGUCCCGCAGCGAGAAGGACUACCGACUGCACAAGCACUUCCCCCCAGCUUUUAUUUCCCAGGCAUCACGGGGCUACAUGACAUCAGGUGAUGUAUCACCCAUCAGCAUGUCUCCCAUCACUCAAUCACAGUUUAUUCCACUUGGGGAAAUCCUUUGCCUGGCCAUCUCAGCAAUGAACUCUGCCCGAAAACAAGUCACUCAAGAAGCACUAAUGGAGCACCUAACCACCUGCUUCCCAGGAGUUCCAACACCCAGUCCAGAAAUCCUUCGUCAUACUUUGAAUAUGCUUGUACGGGAGAGGAAAAUAUACCCAACUCCAGAUGGUUAUUUCAUUGUAACCCCACAGACUUACUUUAUAACACCAUCUCUCAUAAGAACUAACAGCAAAUGGUACCAUUUGGAUGAGAGGAUACCUGACAGGUCUCAAUGUACCUCUCCACAACAAGGAACUAUAACUCCAUCCACCUCAGGAUGUGUCAGGGACCGAACACUACCCAAAAACCACUGCGACUCCUGCCAUUGUUGCAGAGAAGACAUGCACAGCAUGCAUGCAUCUACCCUACAGAGGAAAUCAGCAAAAGACUGUAAAGACUCAUACUGUCCUCCUUCAUUAUGUCAGGUCCCACCUACUGAGAAAAGUAAAAGUACUGUCAAUUUUUCAUAUAAAGCAGAGACACUCACAAAGCCUAAGGAUGUAGAAAAGCAGUCUAAGAAAUUUGGACUCAAAUUAUUCCGAUUAAGUUUUAAGAAGGAUAAGACCAAACAGUUGGCAAAUUUCUCUGCCCAGUUUCCUCCAGAGGAGUGGCCGCUAAGGGAUGAGGACACCCCUACCACUAUACCUAGAGAGGUAGAAAUGGAGAUUAUUAGGCGCAUUAACCCAGACUUGACUGUGGAAAAUGUCAUGAGACACACUGCACUAAUGAAGAAACUUGAAGAAGAAAAAGCUCAACGAAGCAAAGCAGGAUCUUCAGCUCACCACAGCGGACGAAGUAAAAAGAGCAGGAAUCACAGAAAGUCUCAUGGGAAAUCGAGAUCGCACAGCAAGACCCGGGUGUCCAAAGGAGACCCAUCAGAUGGCUCUCACUUGGAUAUACCUGCUGAAAGGGAGUAUGAGUUCUAUGAUCCAUUGACUCGAUCCCCACGGGAAGGCUGUUUUAUAAUAGAACACAAGGGAGAUAAUUACAUAAUGCACAGCAAUCCUAACAUGAUUGAAUCUCACUUUCCCAUGACACCAGAGUGGGAUGUGUCUGGUGAACUGGCCAAAAGAAGAACUGAAAUGCCUUUUCCUGAACCUUCCAGGGGAAGUUCCCACUCCAAGGUCCAUCGGAGCCACAGCCAUACACAGGAUAGAAGAUCAAGGAAUGAGCGGUCCAGUAAAGCUAAAGAAAGGUCUAGAUCCAUGGAUAACUCCAAGGGACCUCUGGGCUCAGCUGCUUUAGGCACACCUGAAGAUAUAGGUGAAGGCUGUAGCCCAGAUGACCAAACAACUAGCCAAGCCUAUAUCGAUGAUAGUACCUUAAGGCCAUCUCAGUCGCUCAGUCAUCAAAGGGCUCUGAUAUCAUCCGCAAGCUACAAAGAGACUUGCAUCCCUGAAAAAGCUGGUGGCAGUGUAGAAACCCCCAGUUCUUGUAGCCUAUUGGAUCAAGGCAAGCCUACAGAGAAUUUGCCAUCAUAUAGUGAACUCAACUCCUGCACAACAAAAUCUGCAGUUGAUGACUAUUUUCAGUGCAACACAUCCAGUGAGACUGUGCUUACUGCUCCAUCACCUCUGGGAAAGAAUAAAGAGGAUCAUGAUACGCUAACAAUGACAGAUGGGCUGAAAAAAAUGACUUCCACAGAAAGACAGUCUCAACAUAUUGCUAGGGAACCUGGGGUGCACAAGGAGGAGUCCCCAAAGGGCCCAAGCAGUGGUUCAGUGAUUGCCAGCCAAACUCCAGAGGUGAUUGCAAACGGGCGGCUGGUUCAACACCAUAGCGCUGAAUCAAGCAGCCUUGAUAAAAGGAAAGAAAUAUUUAGCAAGGAUACACUCUUCAAGCCUCUGCAUAACACUCUUUCUGUGAACAGUUAUCAUAAGUCUAACACACCUCUGCUAAAGCCCCAUCAAAAGACCCCCUCUGACACGUUGCCAGUCAGAUGUGAGAAACUUGAACAAGCGAUGGUAACCUCAGUCACACAAGUCAUGCCUGUUUCUCAGAGACAGCAAGAGACAACAGGGAACCAGGAGGCCUCCUUUGACUACUACAAYGUAUCUGAUGAUGAUGACUCAGAGGAAGGAACCAACAAAAAUGCCGAGGAAGAAAAGAACCGGGAUGAUGUUGGUACAAUGCAGUGGCUCCUAGAGAGAGAAAAAGAAAGGGAUCUGCAGCGAAAAUUUGAGAAAAAUCUUACCCUUCUCACCCCGAAAGAAACAGAAAAUAGCAACAACCAGAGAGCCACCCACUCAGCCCGCCUGGACAGCAUGGACAGCAGCAGCAUUACUGUGGACAGCGGGUUCAACUCUCCACGUACUCGUGAGAGCCUGGCAUCCAACACUUCAAGUAUUGUUGAAAGCAACAGACGUCAGAACCCAGCUCUGAGCCCUGCACAUGGUGGUGCAGGACCAACGUUCAGCUUCCGAGCCACUGCAGACCCACCCACAAGUGAAGCUGAGAAACUGCAGAAACCUGGUAACUGCCUGCAAGCUUCUGUCACUAGUGUCUGAUAGUCAGCCUGCCUCAGAUCGUCUGUCUCACCCUAUACAGCAAAGUUUACGACACAGGGACUGAUGUUUACAUCUUCGGGGAAAUAAAAAACAAGCAUCUCAACCACAGUUUUAGUGUUUACUUAAACUGUGCUGCUAUGUAGACUAGGGGCAACAAAGAAAUCUUUAUUUCAAGGUAUUGCUUUUCACAUUUGCGGCUCUGUAGCAAGAGAAUAGCAGUAGGGAUAAUAUGUACACUUUUUUGCUUCACUUAAUUGUAACUGAGCACAUAUAUGAAAGUCUAGACACUGUAAGUGUAAUCUGCAUUUUCAAUGUCCAUGCAGUUGCCAACUUCAUUUAAAAAAAUGCCACAGAUGUGUGAUGCCCCUGGUCAGAGGCUAAACUCUGCUGCAGAGUUCAUAACUUUUCACUUCAAAAACUGAGCCACUGCUGAAAGUAACUAGCCCGGAUCAUCAUGAGGAAAAACAAUGCCAAACAUGACAAGUCAUGACCUCAGCUCUAUAUGUGAAUUAUGAAUACUAAUCAGUCAUUUUCACUGUGCAUUUUUGUGACACAAUUUUACAAAUUCCUGGUUAAGCAAGUAAAAGGAGGUUUAGGGUUUGUUUUGAUUUGCUUUUUUUCUAGAUAUGGAGGGUGGGAAGGGAGGCAUCUCCUCCAUUUUUUUCAAAAGUGUGAGAGAUGUUUACUUAAAGAGCCUUGUUACUUAACCUUCCAUAGUCACCAGUGAGGAGGUGGACCUUUACAUAGAGGGGGGAGUGGGGGGGGGGAAGGGAAAGAUAUAAUUGUCAUGGAGCCACAAUGUGGAGUGACACAAAAUAUAUUAAAUAUCUUAAGUAUAAUUCACAUAUUUUAAAAAGAUAAUCUAAUUCUGUGUCACUUCUGGUAUUGCAACUUGCCAUUAAUAUAGRAAUCAGGAGAACUAAUUUCUUGGAACAAAAAUAUCCUUUAUGAUAUAAAUGACAAGUAUGGCCUGAAGAAUUGAUUUCUUUCUAGUGGAAGGACAUAAAUCUAUUUUAUGUAGCUUAUUAAAUAGAGUGCCUAAAUUAGGCUAUUAAAACUAGCAUACAGUGUAAUGAUUAUCAGAGAACAAAAUUUAGAGAAUUAUAAACUUCUGGCCUUUUUAUUCAGUGGAUGUUAUUUGCAAUUUUAUGGACAUGUCUGCUUUCUAGAAAUUCAAUGUGUCCACUUGGUUUGCAGUAGAAAUCUGAGUCCUGCAGGCACAGUACAUCCUAAUUGCUUCCCUGAACUGUUACUCCAGUGUAAUUAGUACUGUUCUAAUUACUGCAGAGUAAAUUCUACAGAUAGUUAAACUCCAAGAGUAAUUUUAGGUGUAGGGUCACAUUCUGCUCUGUUACUCUGUUACUGUGCAGCCUGGUAGUGCAACAAACUGACKUUUCUAUAAGAACAGACAAAUUGGUGGAAGAAUAACAAAGAUACUAAAAUGUGCAACAGCCCGAACGGUUUCAUAUUAAAGGGGCAUUUACCCUGUCUAGCUCUUGUAGUACACAGGUAUAAAACCCAACUGUACAUAUUAAAACCCAGUAUUUUCAUCAGGUUCUGGUGACAUUUAUUACUCUGUAUACAAAGUCAUUUGAGCUUCACUUAUGUUCUCUGUUGUCAUCAGAAGUCUUUACUGAAGAUUCAGCCAUAUGUUACACUGUCGGAUAUUGUUAAUUUGCUUAUAAAACAGCUUUCUAACUCUGGAUACAGUCAGUUUCCUGUUCACUCAAGAAUACCCAAUCCAUUGACAGAUGGACAGAUCUGUUUUCAUUGAUUUCAGUGUAUAAUUUSCAUUUCAUAGGAGCAAUAAGACCUUUCAGUGCACAUGAAAGAAGUUAUUGUGCUUUUGGUUGGUUAUCAAAGUCACUUGGCCUUUAGCCUUCUGCCUUAUCAUACCUUCCAAGAUAUGCUCUAAUUACCCUAUAAUGCUUUGCAUGAUGCAUCUUACUGUUUGAUAUGUAACUCCAGCCGUACUUAUUCCAUGCGAACUGUAGAGUCAGAGUUCUUGUGGGGAGUUGUCAUAUACUAUGCAGUGGCUGACUGUGAUUUUGUUUCUGAGAUGAGCUCUGACAUCAGUAGUAUGUAUCAAUUCAGUAAAUAAAAAUGUCGAAAUGAUAAAAUUACAGUGAUGAUCUGAAGUACUAACGGCAGUAUUAAAAUGUGAAGAGCAGAAACAGGUUUCACCUUUCGGGAAAUAAUUGUUUGUCAUAAGCUAAUCAGAAUUUAUGCAGGCAGCUGGUUGUACAGAAGACAUAAUUCCAAGAAAACAUAAUAGUACAUACCUAUAAACUGUAUAGUAUGUUAUUUCSUAAAGUUCCCAGAGACCAGCAGACAACAUAAAUGUCAUAUUAAUGUUGACAUGGCAUUGUACCAAUAUUAAUGUGACUCCUGGAAUAUGGAAUGUAAACAGAAGUUUCAAAUAGAAACGUUCUAAUCUUGAUUUUUUUUCUUUUCCUUUUAAAAUCAACAAUGGAAAAUAAGGAAAUUCCAUCUUGAGGUUCUGGUAACAAAACCACGAGAGUGGAGCUUGAGUGCUUUAUGUCACCCUAAUCCUUUGAUGAAAUCAUAGCCUUGUAUUAUGUGGUUGCUUAUCUGUCAUUCUGCUAAUGUAUCAAUUUAAAGGUUUACAGAGUUAGAUUAGGUUGAAUCUGUAUUGUGUUCAACUGUAAAGGGUCAACACAAAUCUGUCGGCAUUUUGCACACUUAAUAUGUAUUAUUAUAAUACAACAUGUUACUUUUAUGGUAAUUUUUUUUACGCAUAUAACUACCUCCAUGAAUUUGAUGAAAUGCAGCAACAUGAAAAGUGUAUUGUACAAAGCAAGGUUAGAAACUUUGAAGCAUUAGGUCAUGGCGUUCUCUUGUGUGUCAAAGCUUGCAUAUGAAGUCAUCAUGUUUCCAUUGCCACAAUUUUCUUCUACAAUGUUAAAAAGAUGGCUUUCAGAUGAGUCACUUAAAGACUUUGACAAGGCUGCAUAAUUGGGAUAAAAGUGAAAGGGAGGCUGAAACCUUCCAUCCUCUCCCCAGUUACUGCUAAAAUUUCUGCCUGGUAGAACUUGAAAAUGUAUUUGUAAUUUAACAAAUUAGAAACAUCUUCAGUCUGAAAUAUGAUUGACAGUUUGGGGUUUAACAGAAGACACUCUGGGUAUUUUCUUGGCAGCCUUCAGGUAUUUGGGGCCCUAUUCUGCCUCCAUCUUUGUCAAAUUAGUACAUCAUGGUUUCUCUGAACUGGCAAGGGUGUUGAAACAGCUCUUCCUUUAAUGAUACGCAUGCUGGUCUCUAGAUUGUAUGCAUCUAAAAUAUUUGCUCCUGUAGAAAUUAUCAACAGCCUUUAAUUGACAUUGCUGGAAGCAGCAUUAGGGUCCCUACUCAAGGUAUGUGCCUAUUGUUCAAAGAACGUGGGCAAGUUUCCAAGAAAAAUUAAGCUAACUUUUGAAAGAUAGCCAGCUGCAACAAGCCACCUUUCAAGAGGGAAGAAAGAUUUUUACAAAAACCAAAGGAAAAAAGUGGCAGUUGAACCUAAGCAGAUCGCAUUAUAUACAAAUCCCGAUUUAUGAACACCUUUCAGCAAACCUAGUACCAUUAUCCUGAUGMAAAUUAAUAUACAAUCAUCAGUUGAGCUGAUUUUGCCAUUUUAAAUAUUUCAGUUAAAAUUURGAAGAAAUCAUUAGCCAUUUGACUCCCUGGACCACUGACUUACAUAUGAAACAACGUUCACUCAACUUAAAAAAAUAAAAAUGUAUUGGAAAACAAAUAUUUUAUGAAAACCAUGGCCUAAGUGCUUGCCAGCAGUAGUCAUUGUUAGAAAAGAGAACAAGCAAACCACUAUUCAGAGGCCAUCAUGAGCACAGACAAUACUUUGUACUUAAAUCACAYCUUUUUGGCUGAGGGUCUCAAAGUACUUGCCUGUGAGGUAGGCAGAGUUGACUGACCCUGCUUUUUGUCUGGGCCCACUGGAAAAAGCAAAGACUAAGAGUCUGCAGACUAACUUAUUAACUAGUUGCUUUCUUAARGUUACUGAAAGAAGUU